Molecule: messenger RNA, 678 nt
Organism: Argentina anserina (silverweed cinquefoil)
Lineage: Eukaryota; Viridiplantae; Streptophyta; Magnoliopsida; Rosales; Rosaceae
Exons: 3
Coding region: 128-358 (76 amino acids)
Biological process (GO): mitochondrial respiratory chain complex IV assembly
Cellular component (GO): mitochondrion
Source: RefSeq, a predicted model, not a curated record
AAAAAUGACAUCUCAGUCCCAUUCUUUCUUAUACACGUCCUCCUUCUUCACUUCAAUUUUCUGUCGUUAAUUUAACGGAGCCGCUCUCCAUUACCGUCGAGCUUCUGUUGCGAUUGAAUAGGUGAUAAUGUCGAAUGUGGGAACUUCAAAGGGAGUCCUGGAGAUUGCUAAGUUUGGGCUUUAUGUUGCGAUUCCCAUUGUUUUGAUGUACACUUUUGCCAACAACAGUAAGAACAUCCAGAGAUUCAUGGGAAAUCGUUCUUAUGUGGUUUACCCACCAGAGGCGCCUAGGCCUCCGUCUCCAGAGGAAAUGAGGGAGAUGGCACGGGAACUAGCUCGCAAGAACAAUGCUCGUUGAUGCUAUGAUGAUUUCUUGGAAUUGUAACUUGUAAGUGUUGCUCUUUGGCAAAUGCUGUGUUUUCCUUCAGAAAUCAAAUAAAACAGUGGUAUGAUAAGGGGAUAGUGAGUGGGUCACCUCUUCGAGUUCAGUGUGGCCGAAUGUCAACAAUGGCUUGGCACAUUUGUUUGUAGAAUAUGAGUGAUAAUGCGCCCAUUUACAUUUUGGACUUGUACAGUGUAUACUCAAUGUCUCAAACAUGUCUAGCCUAAAAGUUAAGACCAGCCUGCCAAUUUCAUGUUAGCUCUAUCUAUUUAUAUGAAAGAGUUUUGAGACCAUAA